CCCCUCUCCUGAUCUGUCUCUGUCUCUGUCUCUGUCUCUCUCUCUCACACACACACACGCACACACACGUCGUAACUACGCAGGGACAAGGACUUUACGUGCUUCAGGGAGCGAGAGAGAGCCGACUGAAAGGGACGGGCUGGUCUCGGAGCGAAUAGAAAAGACGGAAGAGCCCCGAGUCCUCUCUCGCUUCCCGAUCGCUCAGUUUGCGGCGCGGCAGCCGGUGCUGACGACUCGAGCCCCUCCUAGUGGCGUAGCAGCGGCGGCGGGGACCCGGGCAAUCGGCGGUCAGGACGCUGGACACGGGGUCAGCUCCGCCACGGCUCACCGCGGGCUGGCAGAGACGAGGGAACCGGAAGUGGAGCGCGGUGGGCGGGGCCGGGAGGAGCCGUCUCCAAGGAACCAGGCAGAAGCGACCGGAAGUCCCCCCAUUCCCCGUGGGACUCGGCGAGCGGUGCGCUGCAGACCCGGGUGCGGGGGACGCGGCGGGCGCCGCCGGGACCUGGAGACUCCGGAGCCGCAGUGUCCGCGCGGGGCGGGCGGCCUGGGAAAGUCAGCGUCCCUGCAGCGCAGUGGCGGGAACCGCAGCCCGGCGGCCCUGGAACCUCCCAGUUUUGACACCUUGUUGUGAAAUGUCAAGAAGAGCUCCAGUCUUUGUUCCUGAGACAAAAACAUAGAGAAGAGCAACGGGAAAAAUGUCUGCUUCUCGGAAAAAUGCUCCCCAGAAAGGAGAGGACCAGCUGCAGACAGGAUUGAUCCAGUGUCCAUAUUGGAGCAAGGCUGGCAGUUGUAGAAUUUGGAAGCAGAGUUUCACUCACUAUAAUUUUACCAUCUGAGCUAUGUGCCUGGGAUCCUGUUUGAUAAUAGAGUUCUUAAAAAUACAUUACUCCAUCUCGACCUCAAAUGUGUAUCUGAUAUUUCCUAAAACUUUGCUGAGUGAUCUGUUAAUAUUCAAAGAUGUGGCUGUGGACCUCUCACAAGAAGAAUGGGAAUGUCUGGACUGUGCUCAGAAAGAAUUGUAUAUGGAUGUGAUGUUGGAGAAUUACAACAAUUUAGUCUUUGUUGAGAACCAUUUCAUGUGCAAUAGAUAUGAGAAGAUCUCAGAUCAAGACAUAAAGCGUAUUCUCCAUGAACAUGUGAAUAUCCAAGAGAAAUCUUAUAAAUGUAAUGUGUUUGGCCAAGUUAUUCAUGAAUCGUCCCAGUGUAUACAUUACAACACAAGUGAUACUACAGAAAACUGCCUUCAGGAAAGAUUUGGUAACCACAGAGAUGCCUAUACUGAAUCAUUAAUCCUAAACAGACACCAAAGUGGUAACAGGAGAGAACCUUGCAAAUAUAAAGAUUGUAUAAACAGUUUAAAUAUGUGUUCCAUCACUAGUCAACAUAAAAGAAUCCACACAGCAAAGAAAGAACACAGAAACACAAAAGAAACCAAUAGUGGAAGGAAAUCUCACCAAUGCAGGAAAUGUGGGAAAUGCUUCAAGUUGAUCUCAAGCCUAAGUAGACAUAAGAGAUCUCAUACAGAGAAACUCUACAAAUGUACUGAAUGUGACAAGUCCUUUGCCCUUGGCUCAUCUUUUAAAAAUCAUCAGAGAAUACAUACGGGAGAGAAACCUUACAAAUGUAUUGAAUGUGAGAAAUCAUUUAUGAAUACCAAAUAUCUUAAAAUACAUCAGAGAAUACAUACUGGAGAGAAACCCUACAAAUGUAGUGAAUGUGACAAAUCUUUUACCCAGAAAUGCCAUCUUAGAAGUCAUCAGAAAAUUCAUACAGGCGAGAAACCUUUCAAAUGUUGUGAAUGUGACAAAUCCUUUGCUGACAAAGGCCAUCUUAGACGGCAUCAGAGAAUACAUACAGGCAAGAAAUCUUACAAGUAGGGUGAAUGUGACGACAGAUCCUUUAUCAUUUCCUCAUCUCUUAGAAAACAUCAGAGAACUCAAACAGGAAAGAAACUGUACAAAUGGAGUGAACGUGACAAAUCCUAUAGCAGUGGCUCAACUCUAGAGCAAAAAAGAAGCAAGUGUUCCCAAGAUGCAAAAGCAAAGGUUUCUUUAUUCAAGCCGGCAGGGAUCUCACCCGAUAGAGAGGAAGUUUGACCCCAGUCAACAAUUCAAGGAAGCUUUUAAAGGGAAAGACUGUAAGGAUGAAAGCCACAGAUUACAAAGUUUCCAUGGCUACUCAAGGUCAUUACACAAAGUAUAAAAUAAAGCAAUAGCCAUAUAUGUAAAGAUACAUUUAAGCAAGAUGGGCUGGGGCAUGGGUGGCAAGGGCAUGGGGUCAUGAGUUUGCCAAUUAUGCCAUCGACUGGGGGGACUUUUACAACUGGCAAUUAGUGGUUAUCUGGUUUUGUUUAGAAUAAAGGAAUGUUGACACAGAUGGUGGCAAGCAAACUCCCUCUCUCUGAGAGCUGAGCACAGGCUCCUAGUCAUGUACUCCCGUUAGGAGGACAAUAAGCAGUCUAGUAUGGGCACUACUCCCAAAUAAGCCUAUCCUAAUAAAACACACGUGAGGAUAUCAACGAAGCAUGACUCAAAAUGCCACAGUCAUGUACUUAUGUGAGAAACUCAAUGAUACUAACCAAAUAACUCAAAGAAUGGUUAUAAGAAUGUAUGUUAAAGAGAGCACCAGUGACUUCCUGAGGGAAUGCAACAAAAUCACCCCUACUUGCAUAGAAUAGUGGAUGGUCAAAACAAGCCUGAAUAAUAAAAGAACUGUCGGGUCUAUCACUA
Molecule: messenger RNA, 2729 nt
Organism: Mesocricetus auratus (golden hamster)
Lineage: Eukaryota; Metazoa; Chordata; Mammalia; Rodentia; Cricetidae
Product: zinc finger protein 54
Exons: 5
Coding region: 840-1877 (345 amino acids)
Biological process (GO): regulation of transcription by RNA polymerase II
Molecular function (GO): DNA-binding transcription factor activity; RNA polymerase II cis-regulatory region sequence-specific DNA binding
Source: RefSeq, a predicted model, not a curated record